ACGUGCCAUUUGCGCAUAGGAACCCAAAUGGUAGAAUCUAUGACACUGCUAAAUUCUUAAAAAUGAGUGGAUCUGAAAAUGUGGCCACAAGCGCGAUGUAUCAGAUGCAAAGAUUUACUUGGGUUGAUUAUGUUGUAUUUGUGUUUAUGUUGGCAAUAAGUGCAUUCGUUGGCGUGUAUUGGGGAUUUUUUAAAAAACAAACGACACAGAAUGAUUACCUUCUUGGAGGUAGGAACAUGAAGGUGAUUCCAGUUUCUAUGUCAUUGGUAGCAAGUUUCGUCUCAGGUAUUACGUUGCUGGGAUCACCAACCGAAGUAUAUAUGUAUGGGACCCAAUAUGCCUACAUCAUGGGUGGUAUAUUACUUAUGUCAAUCAUUAUGACUCAGGUUUAUUUACCAGUAUUUCAUGACCUCAAAAUUACGUCUAAUUAUGAGUACUUAUCAAUGAGGUUCGACAAUAGAGUUCGAUUGUUUGGAUCAAUCCUAUUCACCUUCACACUGAUAGGUUGGCUCCCGAUAGUAAUCUAUGUGCCGGCAUUGGCUUUUAAUCAAGUUACUGGUGUCGACAUUCAUGUAAUUACGCCAAUUGUUUGCUUAGUUUGCAUUUUUUACACAAGUGCGGGUGGCUUGCAAGCUGUUGUAUGGACAGAUGUUAUUCAAAUUACGUCAAUGGUGGGAGCUAUGGCUUUAGUAGCUAUUAAGGGAACGAUAGAUGUUGGUGGUAUAGGAACAGUGUGGAAUAGAAAUAUGGAAAGUGGACGGAUUGAAGCACCUAAUUGGGACCCUCGCCCUACCGCUCGUCACACUAUCUGGAAUUUAGUUCUUGGUGGUCUGAUUUAUUGGCUUCAAGCGAAUUCAGUAAAUCAAACAAUGGUGCAGCGUUACUUGGCCCUGCCAACUUUGCGGGGCGCUAAAUGGGCAGUUGUUCUGUUCUGCAUUGGUAUAUCAAUACUGUACUGUUUCUGCUUGUAUUGUGGAUUACUGAUAUAUGCUCGGUUCUAUGAUUGUGAUCCAUUACAAACAAAGUUAGCGAAGGCAAAAGAUCAGUUGCUACCGCUACUAGUCAUGGAUGUUCUUGGUGAUAUACCUGGUCUACCUGGUGUUUUUAUUGCUGGAAUAUUUAGCGCAGCACUUAGCUCUUUAUCGACAAGUUUGAAUUCAAUGUCAGCGGUGGUAUUGGAAGAUUUUUACAAGCCGUUUUACAAGAGGCAACUCUCUGAACGGCAAACUAACUGGCUUUUAAAAGGUGUCGUUAUAAUGCUGGGAAUACUUUGCUUAGGAUUGGUAUUUAUCGUUGAAAAGAUGGGAACUAUCUUGCAGCUCACGAUGACGCUUGAAGCUAUGACAAUGGGACCACAACUUGGUGUUUUUUCAAUGGGAAUCUUAAUGCCAUGGGUGGAUGCUUUGGGAGCGUUAGUGGGUGGUAUGACCGGACUUGCUGUGAUGGCGUGGUGGUGUUUAUCAGCACAAUUAGCUAUUGCGAAUGGCCUAAUCUAUCACCCCCACAAGCCUCUAACAACAGAAGGAUGUCAGUAUAAUUAUACUCUUGUCGAAACAGUGUUUCGUCACGAACAGGGUCAAGAAGUCAGUCCUAUUUUACAUGUGUCAUACAUGUGGUAUACCCUGGUCGGUGCUGUGAUGACGAUCAUCGUCGGUGUGACAGUCUCUAAAAUAAACAGAUGGCGAGGUCAAGCCUAUGUUCCUCCAGCACCGAAACUUCUCGCACCAAUAAUACGGAGGCUUUAUAGGGAUCCACCGCAUCCAACUGACGAGCGGUUUAUUAGGGCAUAUGGCUGUGAUAAGAAUGAAGUUAAUUCAACGAACAUAAAUAUGAAACCUAUUACCGAGUGCGACGAGAUGAGCUGAGGGAUAACUGUCAAACAGACAAUACGUAUUUAAUAAAUAGUUC
Vanessa atalanta (red admiral) is the source of this 1908-nucleotide messenger RNA. RefSeq names its product sodium-coupled monocarboxylate transporter 1-like. Bases 63 to 1865 code for a protein of 600 amino acids. The record is from RefSeq and is a predicted model, not a curated record. The transcript is spliced from 14 exons. Gene Ontology annotation, biological process: sodium ion transport; transmembrane transport. Gene Ontology annotation, molecular function: symporter activity. NCBI's taxonomy places the organism in Eukaryota, Metazoa, Arthropoda, Insecta, Lepidoptera, Nymphalidae. Gene Ontology annotation, cellular component: membrane.